Messenger RNA from Scutellospora calospora, 1404 nucleotides. Lineage: Eukaryota; Fungi; Glomeromycota; Glomeromycetes; Diversisporales; Gigasporaceae. The record is from the annotation of a GenBank genome assembly.
AUGAAUCCCGAAACCUUUGUUAAUUUAAUAUUUCAUCGCAUCGAAGCAAAUUUCAUUCUUUCACAAGAUUAUUCAUAUGUUGAGUCGCUUGUAAACCGUAAUUUGGUAUUAGACAACGCGACUUCGCAGAUUCAAAGUAAACCAUUCGAAUCUUACACGGACGUUCUUUUCACAUAUAUUUGUUCUGACAAAAUUGCUCCUAAUAAUGAUUUCACGUUGAACGGAAUUUUUAUUACUCGUUUACUAGGACAGAGACUUCGUGAAUCUAUAAAUCCUAAAGCAUAUACUCCUUUAUUGAAAUUAUUCAAUAAUUUUGAACCACAACCCAAUUUUUCCUUUCAUACAAGUAGAGUGCCUGGACGUACUAUGUAUUGGUUGCUGUCAUUUAUACGUGAUGAAGUUACCUGGCUAUUACAAAAUGAAGACCAUGCCAUUCUUUAUACUCAAAUCACGCAAUCAGAAAAUAUAUCUUCUUUCUUAAAAGAUCAAUUUGGAAAAACUAAAUAUACCCUAAUGUAUGAGGAUCUUGAAUUUUCUCGAUUAGUGGAAGGAUUCUCUAAAAUUACAAAUAUUCCUAUAGAUCAUGGUUUUACUGAUGAUGAAAUUCUUAUGGAAAAAAAAUUACAAAGGUGUCAAAAUAUUCUUGAAUACUCUAUUCAUCACCCAUCUGAACACAGAUUACUCCAAAGUAAGAUUAGAAUGAUGUCAUUAAAUCCGUUUCUUUCGCGGCUGAUGUACAACGAUGUCAUUGAUAUGUAUUUGAAUCGUUUAAAGGAUAUUGUAAUAGAUCAUGAAGCGCGGAUUGACAUUUUUAACGCGUCUUUAGCAGAGCUAAGGCAAUUGUAUGAACAAUUUAUAUAUUUAGAAGAUGAAGAAAUAAUUCUUAUAUUAAUUGAUAUUGUUGAAUUAGUAAUAAAUGUUCCAUUCAAAUUUAUAACACGAACUUUACUUGCCACGUUAUUUUUUUACCAAUUCUGUACGAAUACGGUUCAAGCUAUUGAACCCACAAAGUCUAUAAAUUUCAAAGAAAUCAAUCGAUUAUUCCUCGACAUCUGGAUUAUUACAUUUUCUCGACUUUGUAUCGUCAGACCGUUUACAUCUCAGCAAACAUCUGCAUCAGAUGUACAUGAUAAUCUUUUGACACUCACAACACUAUUUAUUUAUUCUUUCAACGCGUCUAUGCUGUGUACUUGGUUACCACCUUUUAAUAAUUUGAAAAAUGUGGUAUCGAAUAAUGUUGAAAAUAUUGAUAAUGAAAAUAUGAUUAAGAUGAUAUUCGAUAAGCUUGGAUUUGAAGUACCAUUGGAGGUUUUAAUCCGAGAAUCAAAAGAAUUGGAGAAAGUUACAGGUAAAAGUGAUUGGAUGGCAGUAUUGAUAGAACGUCUUAAUAAUAUUGAUUAUUAA